ACCUUUAACUUGUUUUAUAAACACUUUAACCUCCGUUUCUUCCCUUACAUUUAUACUUUUACAACUUUAUACCGUAUGGACGCAAUAUAACACCGGAGUAGAUUCGAUAAGGAAUGGCCUCUGCUCCUUUCUGGUCUGAGGAGGACUUCUCCUGUUCCAUCUGUCUGGAUGUGUUCAAGCGCCCAGUCUCCACACCAUGUGGACACAACUUCUGCAGAGCCUGUAUUACAACAUUCUGGGAUGAGCAAGUCCAGUCCAACUGUCCUUUUUGCAACGAGCUGUUCGACGCAAGACCUGUUUUACGGGUUAAUACCUUCAUAUCAGGGAUGGUUGAUCAGUUUAGAAGUUCUGUACGCGUCAAAGAGCAGCCUUGCGUUGAACCCGGAGAAGUUCCUUGUGACGUCUGCACUGGGACCCAGCUGAAGGCAGUGAAGUCCUGCCUGGUGUGUUAUACCUCUUAUUGCCAGACCCACCUGGAGCCACAUCAGAGAGUCUCCCGUCUGAAGACACAUCAGCUGGUCGACCCUUUGGACAGUCUGGAAGACAGGAUGUGUAAGAAACACCACCGACUCCUGGAGCUCUUCUGUCGGACUGACCAGGUGUGUGUGUGUGUGUUGUGCACAAUGACAGACCACAAGUCACAUCCUGUUGUACCUCUGAAGGAGGAAUAUGAAGUGAAGACGGCCCAGCUGGGGAAGAUAGAGGCUGAAGUUCAGCAGAUGAUCAAGGAGAGACAACGAAAGAUUAAAGACAUCAUAGACAGGGUGGACCACAGCAAAGCAGACGCAGACAGAGAGAUAGCCGAUGGUGUGCAGGUCCUCACUGCUCUGAGGCCUUCUGUUGAAAGCCUCAUCAAAGAGCUGGAGCAGGAAAUAAAAGAUCUGACCAAUAGAAGCUCAGAGGUGAAGCAGUUCACCCAAACUGAAGACCACCUCCACCUCCUCCAGACCUUCAGAUCCCUGAAGGAUCCUCCACCCACCAGGGACUGGACCACAGUGGAGGUCCGUCCUCCAUCAUAUGUUGGGACCUUGAGGAGAGCCCUGGAUCAGCUGGAGGAGACACUGAACAUGGAGAUGAAGAAGGUGCCUGACCUGAGAUCAGCUCUACACAAGUAUGCCUGUGACCUCACACUGGACCCCAACACGGCCCACAGACACCUCUCUCUGUCUGAGGACAACAGGAAGGUGACGCGGGUUGGAGAGGACCAGUCGUAUCCGGAUCACCCAGACAGAUUUGACUCCCAGUACCAGGUGUUGGGUAGAGAGGCUCUGACUGGCCGCUGUUACUGGGAGGUAGAGUGGGAAGGAGGGGUUCUUAUAGGAGUGACAUACAAAGGAAUCACAAGGAGAGGACUGGGUGGUGACAGCAGGCUUGGAGGGAACAACAAGUCCUGGAGUCUUGAUUGUGAGGAUGGUGGUUACUCUGCCUGGGACAACGGUAUAAAGACAGCCCUCCCUCUCCGCCCCGCUGGCUCCACCAGAGUAGGAGUGUAUCUGGACCGGCCUGCUGGCUCUCUGUCCUUCUACAGAGUGUCCCCAGGUGGAGGAGGGUCCUCAGACACACUGACACACCUCCACACCUUCUGCUCCUCCUUCACCCAGGAGGACCUCCUCCCGGGGGUGUUGGUAGGGUGGGGGGGGUCCUCAGCCUCUCUGUGUCGGUUGUAGACACACACGAAGGGUAGGGUCCUCGGGGCUCGGCGGGGCCUCAGUGUCUCUGUUGGGAGGGGGGGUGAGGCAGGGUGGGGGAGGGUGUGGACACAAACACACCCAGUGGGCUGAGGGUUCUGGUAGGGGGGUUCAGUAUCUCUGUGUCAGUUAUAGUCUCUCUCUGUCUCUGUCUCAGAGUCUCUCUCUCUCUCUCUCUCUCUCUCUCUCUCUCUCUC
Messenger RNA from Gadus morhua (Atlantic cod), 1885 nucleotides. RefSeq names its product tripartite motif-containing protein 16-like. Lineage: Eukaryota; Metazoa; Chordata; Actinopteri; Gadiformes; Gadidae. Bases 114 to 1667 code for a protein of 517 amino acids. Gene Ontology annotation, molecular function: zinc ion binding; protein binding. The transcript has 4 exons. The record is from RefSeq and is a predicted model, not a curated record.